Molecule: messenger RNA, 2181 nt
Organism: Olea europaea var. sylvestris
Lineage: Eukaryota; Viridiplantae; Streptophyta; Magnoliopsida; Lamiales; Oleaceae
Product: probable LRR receptor-like serine/threonine-protein kinase At5g45780
Exons: 11
Coding region: 11-1864 (617 amino acids)
Biological process (GO): protein phosphorylation
Molecular function (GO): protein kinase activity; ATP binding; protein binding
Source: RefSeq, a predicted model, not a curated record
UUGGGUUCCAAUGGGAAGUUUGAAGUUUUUUCUGUCACAAUUUUUUUACUGUGUUGCAAUGGUUGGUGCUUCCUUCAGUCUCCUCUCACCCAAAGGUGUCAACUUUGAAGUGGCUGCACUAAUGUCUAUGAAGAGAGAAAUGAGAGAUGAAAAACAUGUAUUAGAUGGAUGGGAUAUUAACUCUGUAGACCCUUGUACUUGGAACAUGGUCGGCUGUUCUUCAGAGGGCUUUGUUACUUCACUAGAAAUGGCCAGUGUGGGAUUAUCUGGUACCCUUUCGUCGAGUAUCGGGAACUUAACCCACCUUCGUACAAUGUUAUUACAGAAUAAUCAGUUGUCUGGAGAUAUCCCUGCAGAGAUUGGAAAGCUUUCUGAAUUACUCACUCUUGACCUCUCCGGCAAUGAGUUUAUCGGUCAAAUUCCAAGUUCUCUUGGUUUUUUAACUAAUUUAACUUACUUGAGGCUUAGCAGGAACAAAUUGUCUGGACGAAUUCCCAAAUCUGUUGCAGACCUUACGGGUCUUUCAUUCUUGGACUUGUCCUUCAAUAAUCUGAGUGGCCCUACCUCAAAAAUAUUAGCUAAGGACUAUAGUGUUGCAGGGAACACCUUUCUUUGCUCUUCAUCCUCACAAAUUUGCAUGCAUAUUCCCAAACCAGUGAAUGAAACAAAUUCAAUCACCAGGGUUAGCAGUCAUCAUCAUCAUCGGGUUAUUGCUGUUAUCAUUGGAGUCAGUUGCACAUUUGUAGUCUCUGUCAUGCUUCUUGUUUGUUGGGUGCAUUGGUACAGAUCCCGUCUUCUAUUUACAUCAUAUGUGCAGCAAGAUUGUGAGUUCAAUAUUGGCCAUUUAAAAAGGUUUACAUUUCGUGAGUUACAAACUGCAACAAGCAACUUCAACUCUAAAAAUAUACUUGGGCGAGGAGGAUUUGGGGUUGUCUAUAAAGGUUUUCUGCCAAAUAGGACAGCGGUGGCAGUCAAGAGACUACGAGAUCCAAACUUCACUGGGGAAAUGCAGUUUCAGACCGAAGUUGAGAUGAUAGGCUUGGCUGUGCACCGGAAUCUUCUACGUCUAUAUGGAUUCUGUAUGACCCCUGAGGAGAGAUUACUGGUUUACCCUUUUAUGCCUAAUGGGAGUGUUGCAGAUCGCUUACGAGACACUGGUCAGGAGAAACCAUCAUUAGAUUGGAGCAAGCGCAUGCAUAUUGCCCUUGGAGCUGCUCGUGGUCUUCUAUAUUUGCACGAACAGUGCAAUCCAAAAAUUAUUCAUAGAGAUGUGAAAGCUGCAAACAUAUUGCUAGAUGAAAGUUUUGAAGCCAUUGUUGGGGAUUUUGGUCUAGCUAAGCUCCUAGACCCUAGGGACUCCCAUGUUACAACUGCAGUCCGUGGUACUGUAGGACAUAUUGCCCCCGAGUAUCUCUCGACAGGUCAAUCUUCUGAGAAAACUGAUGUAUUUGGAUUUGGCAUACUACUCUUGGAACUCAUAACCGGGCAAAAGGCAUUCCAUGCUGGUAAUGGUCUGGUUCAGAAAGGAAUGAUCCUUGAAACAGUCAGAACCUUGUACGAGGAGAAAAGACUAGAAGUUCUUGUGGAUAGGGAUUUAAAGGGACGUUUCUCUGCAGAAGAGCUCGAAAAGGCUGUUGAAUUGGCUCUGCAUUGCACUCGAUCAAAUCCUGAGCUCCGGCCAAAAAUGUCAGAAGUCUUGAAAACCUUGGAAGGUAUUUCUGGUCAGAGGGAGUGCUUGGAGAUGUCACAAUGUGGAAUGGAACCUUGUGAAGGACAAACUUUCAGUUUCUCCAGGAAUUUCACUGAUGUUCAUGAAGACUCUUCCUUCAUUAUUGAGGCAAUUGAACUCUCAGGGCCCCGAUAACAUAUGCAGAAUCUGAAUCCAAGUGUAAUUAACAGAAGAUUUUCUUUUCAAGAAUUUUUAGCCAUGAUUAACAGUUUUUUGUAGUUUUAAAUUCUAAUGGAUGUUUAGUAGGAUUUAAAUCCUGAUGAAUUUAUAACCAGGCUAAAAGAACAAGAACGAAUGUUAUCUUGUAAGAUUUUUAAAAAUUCUCCAAUCAAGUGUGAUUGGAAUUUAGAUUAAAUCCUUACGAAGGAACAAUAAACAAUAUGGAUUUGGAUUGGCUCUAUGGCCUAUGCUGUUUGGUCUAUCACUUCAUGCCGAAGGAGGCAAUUCCUCGA